UCGAUCUCCUCGCCCCGUCAUAUUUCUGAAGUGUGAAGCCGUGGUGAAGGCUGGUGGCGAGCAGGGGGAUGCCGGCCAAAAUGCAGCUCCUUAUCAGAUGUAAUGGGAGGAUUUUCCUGGCUAUUUGUUUAAUCCUCUUUGUGGGAUACACAGCACAAGGUGCCCCGGUGCAGAAGGCAAGGUACCAGCGAGUGAGGUGCCGGCCCGACGCCUGGUCUGCCAACUGCAUUGAGGAGAAGGGGCCCUGGUUCUACAUGCCCACUGGCGGAGCCAACAGGAUCCUUCCUCCCAUGGUAGACCCGUCCCUGAUGAAGAGAUACCAGGAGCUGCAGGGCAUGUUCCCGCUCUCGAACGAGGAGUCCGGCUCUGGGUUUGACACCGCAGUGGAAAUGGAGCCAGACAUGGAGCCCGACAUGGGGUCGGGGCUUGGCAAUGACCUCUCCAAGCCAAAGCUGCCUGUGUUGCUGGGCCUGCGAGGCGGGAAGCUGAAGCAGGAGCUGACAGAGGAGGACUUGCUGCUGUAGAUCUCCUGGUGCCGGCCGUGGCCUCGCUUGCCUCCCACACCCCUUCCCGCUGCCUGGCCCAACGCAGUUGCCACCCAGCGGUUUUAAACCAGCCCCAAAUCAAUAAAAACUCUGCCUUAAAAAUCUUUAUUGCUAU
Cuculus canorus (common cuckoo) is the source of this 660-nucleotide messenger RNA. RefSeq names its product serglycin (gene SRGN). Lineage: Eukaryota; Metazoa; Chordata; Aves; Cuculiformes; Cuculidae. The record is from RefSeq and is a predicted model, not a curated record. The coding region runs from base 69 to 524 and encodes 151 amino acids. The transcript is spliced from 3 exons.